CAUCCUUUUCCAUCCAUCCCCCAAAUAUAGAUUGUCUUUUUAGGCUGGUGUGACGUACCAUGAGCGCAGCUGGCAGAUGCGUACACCACCUCGCCAUAUGCGACAACAUCAAGAAGACUUUGACAUUUUGUAGGUAGAUAUUUUAUGAAUCAAUUACACAGUAGCUUUAAGUGGUAUUACGAGCUGGCGAGCCAAUAGUUUUGAAAGAAUUCGGGACGAGGGAGCUACUCACCAGUUUUCUUUUUUUACUACGUUAUUAACAUUUGUAAUAGGAAAGUCUUUUUUUUUGCGUAGCUACUUUCUUAGUAAACUUGCCUAGGUCGCAGGCUCUAGCUUUACGUUAGAAAACGAUUGCACCGUUUCUACUACUUGGGCAGCAUCCGUAGUUCUUUCAACGCGAAACCACACUUGUUUUGGUGGCGUGAGUUUGUCCGCAUCUCUCGUUUCUUUCCCAUGUGGGAUAGCAGCUAUAGUGGUCGAGACGAGUCGAGUGCCAACGCCUUUUUCUGUCUCUGACUGGGCGAAACUAAUCGCGAAAGCACCGGAACCUUUUCUAUUUUCCACCACAACAAUUUAUGAGAGGUAUCUGCCAUUCAAACCAGAUAUUGAAGAAGUAACUAGCUAACUAAGGGAUUCAAAAUGGGUUGCACGAUCAGCCAGGAGGAUAAAGCAGCGAUGGAAAGGAGUAAAAUGAUUGAUCGGAACCUACGAGAAGACCGAGACAAAGCGUCCAGGGAAGUGAAACUUCUACUACUUGGUGCUGGGGAGUCUGGGAAAAGUACAAUAGUGAAGCAGAUGAAAAUCAUCCAUGAGGCCGGCUACUCUGAGGAGGAGUGUAAACAGUACAGAGUGGUGGUGUACAGCAACACAAUCCAGUCUAUCAUCGCCGUCAUCAGAGCCAUGGGACACCUAAAGAUAGACUUUGGGGACGCCGCACGAGCGGACGAUGCUCGUCAGCUGUUUGUAUUGGCUGGUACAACGGAGGAGGGUGUGAUCUCGUCAGAUCUAACCGGUGUGAUACGGAAACUGUGGACGGACAGCGGGGUCCAGACCUGCUUCCUGCGCUCCAGAGAGUACCAGCUCAACGACUCCGCAUCCUAUUAUCUGAAUGACCUGGACCGUAUUGCCCAACAGAGUUAUGUCCCCACCCAGCAAGAUGUGCUUAGGACCAGAGUCAAGACUACUGGCAUCGUGGAGACACACUUUACCUUCAAGGAGCUCUACUUCAAGAUGUUUGACGUGGGCGGCCAGCGUUCUGAGAGGAAGAAGUGGAUCCACUGCUUUGAGGGCGUGACAUCUAUUAUCUUCUGUGUGGCGCUCAGUGACUAUGACCUGGUGCUGGCAGAGGACGAAGAGAUGAACCGUAUGCAUGAGAGCAUGAAGCUGUUUGACUCCAUCUGCAACAACAAGUGGUUCACAGACACCUCCAUCAUCCUCUUCCUCAACAAGAAGGAUCUGUUUGAGGAGAAGAUUGCCAGGAGUCCACUCACCAUCUGUUACCCUGAGUACGCAGGAGCCAGUACAUAUGAGGAAGCAGCAGCCUACAUCCAGUGUCAGUUUGAGGAUCUGAACAGGAGGAAGGACACUAAAGAGAUCUACACCCACUUCACCUGCGCCACCGACACCAAGAACGUUCAGUUCGUGUUCGACGCCGUCACAGAUGUCAUCAUCAAGAUUAACCUCAAGGAGUGUGGACUCUACUGAGGGGGGACCAGGGAUCUUCAGGUGUCUGGUGGACCGUGAGCCUCGUGGAAGGAGAUGAUGAUAUGAGAUGACUUGGGACAUUUGCAUUAGAUGAUCGCGGAAGUAGAAGAAGAUUAUGGAGAGAACCAACGAUUGAGACUGUUGGUUGCCAUGCUGAAUACAGCGGAUGAUGAAUACUGCAUUCUGGGAUUGUUUCCGUUUUACCACUUUUUUUUCUCCAUGUUCUCAACCCUCUGAUACACUGAGCUCAGGACAGAGCUGAACUGUGGGGGAAACCUUAAGCAGUGAAAUAUAGUCACUGUGUCUUCUAUGGGAACUGCCAAGUCAGACUACAGAAUACUUCUGUUUUUAGUUCCAGAUAAUUUACACUGAACAAAAAUAUAGAAACGCAACAUAUAAAGUGUUGUUCCCAUGUUUCAUGAGCUGAAAUUAAAGAUCCCAGACAUUUUCCAUACGCACAAAAAGUUUAUUUCUCAAAAUAUUUGGUGCAGAAUUUUGUUUACAUCUUUGUUAGUGAGCAUUUCUCCUUUGCCAAGAUAAUCCAUCCACCCGACAGGUGCGGAAUAUCAAGAUACUGAUUAAACAGCAUGAUCAUUACAUAGGUGCACCUUGUGCUGGGGUAAUAUAAGAUAUGUCGUAAAGGUGCAGUUUUGUCACACAACACAAUGUCACAGAUGACCCAAGUUUUAGGAGACCGAUUGGCAUGCUGACUGCAGGACUGUCCACCAAAGCUAUUGCCAGAGAAUUUAAUGUUAAUUUCUCAUCUCCAACGUCGUUUUAGAGAAUUUGCCAAUUCGUCCAUCCGGUCUCACAACCGCAGACCACGUGUGAACCACGUCAGCCCAGGACCUCCACAUCUGGCUUCUUCCCCAUCAGGAUCGUCUGAGACGAGCCGGACAGCUGAUGCAACUGUGGGUUUGUGCUUCUCAGGGAAGCUCAUCUACUUAGCCUUGACCUGACUGCAGUUCGGCGUCAGUAACCGACUUCAAUGGGCAAAUGCUUACCUUCGAUGGCCACUGGCACGCUGGAGAAGUGUGCUCUUCACAGAUAAAUCCUGGUUUCAACUGUACCGAGCAGAUGGCAGACAGAGAGUGUAUGGCGUCUUUCAGCGGUUUGCUGAAGUCAACGUUGGUAACAGAGUGCCCCAUGGUGGCGGUGGGGUUAUGAUAUGGGCAGGCAUUAACUACGGACAACGAACACAAUUGCAUUUUAUUGGUGACAAUUUGAAUGCACUGAAAUACCGUGACGAGAUCCUGAGGCCCGUUGUCGUGCCAUUCACCCACCGCCACCCCCUCAUGUUUCAGCAAGAUAAUGCACGGAUCUGUCACAAGGAUCUAUACACAAUUUCUGGAAGCUGAACAUUUCCCAGUUAUUCCAUGACCUGCAUGCUGCCACCCAUUUAGAAUGUUUAAGAUGCUCUGGAUCGACGUGUACGACAGCGUGUUCCAGUUCCGGCCAAUAUCCAGCAACUUCGCACAGCCAAUGAAGAGGAGUGGAACAACAUUCCCCACCAAUCAACAUCCUGAUCAACUCUGUGUGAAGGAGAUGAGGCAUUGUGAACAGAGUGUCCCAUGGCAAAUGGUGGUCACACCAGAUACUGACUGGUUUUCUGCUCCACAGACCCAUAUCUGUAUUCCCAGUCAUGUGAAAUCCAUAGAUUAGGGCCUAAUGAAUUUAUUUCAAUUGACUGAUUUCCUUAUAUGACCGGUAACUCCAGUGAACAUCUCUUGAAAUUGUUGCAUGUUGCGUUUGAUAUUUUUGUUCAGUGUAGGUAGAGUGGAGUGAUGUUUUUAUGGCAUUUGGUUGAUUUCGUAACCAACAAAUCACACAAAUCAUCAUUGUCUGUGUCCCAAAUGACACCCAAUCCCCUAUGUAGUGCAAUACCUUCGACCAGAGUACAUUUACAUUUAAGUCAUUUAGCAGACGCUCUUAUCCAGAGCGAUUUACAAAUUGGUGAAUUCACCUUCUGACAUCCAGUGGAACAGCCACUUUACAAUAGUGCAUCUAAAUCAUAGUGCACUACAUAGGGGAAUAGGGUGUCUUUGGAAUCUAUCCCUUCUCUGCAUUCCCAAGCCAGGGCGGCAGGAUAGCCUAGUGGUUAGAGCAUUGGACUAGUAAUCAAAAGGUUGCAAGUUCAAAUCCACGAGCUGACAAGGUACAAAAUCUGUCGUUCUGCCCCUGAACAGGCAGUUAACCCACUGUUCCCAGGCCGUCAUUGAAAAUAAGAAUUUAUUUCUAACUGACUUGCCUGGUUAAAUAAAGGUAAAAUUCCAGUGCUCCCAUCUAUAGAUUGACACAAUACUGGUAUACACUGAGUGUACAAAACAUUAAGAACAACUUCCUCAUAUUGAGUUGCAACUCCUUUGCCUUCAGAACAGCCUCAAAUCACCGGGGAAUGGUGUCGAAAGCAUUGUACAAGGAUGCUGGCCCAUGUUGACUCCAAUGCUUCCCACAGUUGUGUUAAAUUGGCUGAAUGUCCUUUGGGUGGUGGACCAUUCUUGAUACACAUGGGAAACUGUUGAGUGUGAAAAACCUCAGCAGAGUUGCAGUUCUUGACACAAACCUGGCACCUACUUAUAUCUGAGAUAUAAAAAGAUCAGGAAACAUGUACAGUACCAGUCCAAAGUUUGGACACACCUCAUUCAAGGGUUUUUCUUUAUUUUUACUAUUUUCUACAUUGUAGAAUAAUAGUGAAGACAUCAAACUAUGAAAUAACACAUAUGGAAUCAUGUACUAACUCAAAAAAAGUGUUAAACAAAUUAAAAUAUAUUUUAGAUUUUAGAUUCUUCAUGGUAGCCUCCUUGAUGACAGCUUUGCACACUCUUGGCAUUCUCUCAACCAGCUUCACCUGGAAUGCUUUUCCAACAGUCUUGAAGGAGUUUCCACAUAUACUGAGCACUUGUUGGCUGCUUUUCCUCAUCGCAAACCAUCUCAAUUGGGUUGAGGUCAGGGGAUUGUGGAGGCCAGGUCAUCUGAUGCAGCACUCCAUCACUCUCCUUCUUGGUCAAAUAGCCCUAACACAGUCUGAAGGUGUGUUGGGUCAUUGUCCUGUUGAAUAACAAAUGAUAGUCCCACUAAAUGCAAACCAGAUGGGAUGGUGUAUUGCUGCAGAAUGCUGUGGUAGCCAUGCUGGUUAAGUGUGCCUUGAAUUCUAAAUAAAUCACAGACAGUUUCACCAGCAAAGCACCCCCACCCCAUCACACCUCCUCCACCAUGCUUAACGGUGGGAACCACACAUCCGGAGAUCAUCCAUUCACCUACUCUGCGUCUCACAAAAACACAGUAGUUGGAACCAAAAAUCUCAAAUUUGGACUCAUCAGACCAAAGGACAGAUUUCCACCAGUCUAAUGUCCAUUACUUGUGUUUCUUGGCCCAAGCAAGUCUCUUCUUCUUAUUGCUGACCUUUAGUGAUGGUUUCUUUGCAGCAUUUCAACCAUGAAGACCUGAUUCACACAGUCUCCUCUGAACAGUUGAUGUUGAGAUGUGUCUGUUACUUGAACUCUGUGAAGCAUUUAUUUGGGCUGCAAUGUGAGGUGCAGUUAACUCUAAUGAACAUUUCCUCUGCAGCAGAUGUACCUUUGGGUCUUCCUUUCCUGUGGCGGUCCUCAUGAGUAUCAGUUUCAUCAUAGUGUUUGAUGGUUUUUGUAACUGCACCUGAAGAAACUUGAAAGUUUCUUGACAUUUUCCAUAUUGAUUGACCGGAAAAAAGUUAAAGUAAUGAUUGACCGUUGUUUCUCUUCGAUUAUUUGAGCUGCUCUUGCCAUAACAUGGACUUGGUCUUUUACCAAAUAGGGCUAUCUUCUGUAUAUUCCCACCUACCUUGUCACAAUACAACUGAUUGUCUCAAACGCAUUAAGAAGGAAAUAAAUUCCACAAAUUUACUUUUAACAAGGCACGCCUGUUAAUUGAAAAUCAUUCCAGGUGACCUCAUGAAGCUGGUUGAGAGAAUGCCAAGAGUGUGUGCAAAGCUAUCAUCAAGGCAACAGGUGGCUACUUUGUAGAAUCUGAAAUAUAAAAUAUAUUUUGAUGUAGCACGUUAUUUUGGUUACUACAUGAUUCCAUAUGUGUUAUUUCCUGGUGUUGAUGUCGUCACUAUUAUUCUACAACGUCUGACAAACGCCGCUCUCGCUUUGUCACCUUUCACCACAGGAAGUGUUACUUCGACGGUGGAUUAAGAUGCAUCCAUAGCAACAUCACAAAACAUCUCUAGAUUAAACUGACAGGUUUAAAAAAAAAAGAAGUUAUAUUCGUAUUUUAUUAUGCUAAUUCAUUUUCCACGGGGGUGUGGCCAUCGACCUUAGGUGGUUUAAGUCUUUUGUCUUGCCCAUUCACCCUCUGAACGUACACAAUCCAUGUCUCAAUUAUCUCAAGGCUUAGACAUCCUCCCCUUCAUCUACAAUGAUAACGUUCACCUGGUCAGUCUGGUGGAAAAGAGCAGGUGUUCAUAAUGUUUUGUCUACUCAGUAUGCACACCAGACCAAACCACCAAGCUGAACAUGUCAAUAUUUCACCUUUUUUAUAUAUACACUGCUCAAAAAAAUAAAGGGAUCACUAAAAUAAAUAGAUUUGGCACCUAACUCUUCACCUUUCAUCACGUUUUACCUAGGUUACAUCCUUAUUUGUUAUUUCAUGUUCAAAACUUAAAUUACAAAUGGACCACUUUGUAUUGAACAGUAUUUUUGUAUGUUAGGACUCUUGUUCACUACGGCACAUUAUUGUAUAAUAUUGAUCAUUGAAUAUUGAUUAUUGUCAAGUGAGAUUAAUAGUUUUAUCGCACAACUUUAUAAUACAAUACUUAUUGAUUUAUCUGGAUGAAAGACCAUUUUGUAAUUCACAUCUUGAUAUUUUAUAGCCUUUAUAAUGAUUUAAGAGAUGUAUUUUAUCUAAAGUGUAUUGUUAAGAAUGAACGGACCAAUGAACUAGAUGGAGUAUGUAACAACAUGUUUUUGUUACAGAGGGGAAAGCUGUGCUCAGAACCCCACUGCCUGCCUUCACUUGCAGAGAUGUCGUUUUUCUUUUCCUGUCUUCUAUGGGAGGCAGAAACAAAUGUGAUACUAAGUAAGUCAUUCCACGAAAGGUUCGGUUUAUGGGUGGGGUUACUGUUACAUAAGAAACAUGAUUGGUUGGUUCGGGAACCAAGGAGAACUCCACUGAACAUUUAUUUUGUCCAGAAAACAGUUAGUCAAAUAGCCACCAACUAUCUGGGUUUGAGACUGUCAUCACUUCCUCCUCGGUCAGAACUAUGCCUUACAUUCCACGGUCAUAUUCAGCAGGUACCAAAACGGAAUAAGAUACACUGAAACAGGAAGGGACUACCCGAAAUUAUCCAAUAAGAAAUGGUUGUUUUUUUUUCUGUUGCCAAAUGUCUUUUUCGCUACGUUAUGAAACGGUGUGCACUAAUGAAUGCGACCCUGUAGAUGGAUCACAUGAGCUGGUUACAUUAUACUUCUGGUUCAGGUUGACUUUGUUCAGAUGUGUUACUAUUAACUCUAUUAAUUGAUGGCACUUCAACUCUCUGCUCUGUUUUUCUAUCCUUGGCUGCAUCAUAGAUGGCACCAUAUUCCCUUGUAUUACUUUUGACCAGGGCCCGUUGUGAAUACGAUGCCCUUUUCACCAGGGCCCGUAGGGAAUACGAUGUCCUUUUGACCAGGGCUCGUAGGGUAUACGAUGCCCUUUUAACCAGGGCCCGUAGGGUAUACGAUGCCCUUUUGACCAGGGCCCGUAGGGUAUACGAUGCCCUUUUGACCAGACCCCGUAGUGUAUACGAUGCCCUUUUGACCAGGGCCCGUAGGGUAUACGAUGCCCUUUUGACCAGGGCCCGUAGGGUAUACGAUGCCCUUUUGACCAGGGCCCGUAGGGAAUAGGAUGCCCUUUUGACCAGGGCCCGUAGGGAAUAGGAUGCCCUUUUGACCAGGGCCCGUAGGGAAUAGGAUGCCCUUUUGACCAGGGCCCGUAGGGAAUAGGAUGCCCUUUUGACCAGGGCCCGUAGGGAAUAGGAUGCCCUUUUGACCAGGGCCCGUAGGGAAUAGGAUGCCCUUUUGACCAGGGCCCGUAGGGAAUAGGAUGCCCUUUUGACCAGGGCCCGUAGGGAAUAGGAUGCCCUUUUGACCAGGGCCCGUAGGGAAUAGGAUGCCAUUUUGACCAGGGCCCGUAGGGAAUACGAUGCCCUUUUGACCAGGGCCCGUAAGGAAUAGGAUGCCCUUUUGACCAGGGCCCGUAAGGAAUAGGAUGCCCUUUUGACCAGGGCCCGUAGGGAAUAGGAUGCCCUUUUGACCAGGGCCCGUAGGGAAUAGGAUGCCCUUUUGACCAGGGCCCGUAGGGAAUAGGAUGCCCUUUUGACCAGGGCCCGUAGGGAUUACGAUGCCCUUUUGGGACACAUCCCUUGUCUUCAUAAACAACACAAGGGCUCCCGAGUGUCGCAGCGGUCUAAGGCACUGCAUCGCAGGGCUCGAGGCGUCACUACAGACCCUGGUUCGAUUCCAGGCUGUAUCACAACCGGCCGUGAUUGGGAGUCCCAUAGGGCGGCGCACAAUUGGCCCAGCGUCGUCCGGGUUAAGAAAGGUUUUGGCCGGGGUAGGCCGUCAUUGUAAAUAAUAAUAAUUUGUUCUUAACUGUCUUGACUAGUUAAAGGUUAAAUAAAAUGAAUAAAACCACCA
Messenger RNA from Oncorhynchus masou masou (cherry salmon), 8360 nucleotides. RefSeq names its product guanine nucleotide binding protein (G protein), alpha inhibiting activity polypeptide 3 (gene gnai3). Gene Ontology annotation, biological process: adenylate cyclase-modulating G protein-coupled receptor signaling pathway. The record is from RefSeq and is a predicted model, not a curated record. The coding region runs from base 640 to 1704 and encodes 354 amino acids. Gene Ontology annotation, molecular function: GTP binding; G protein-coupled receptor binding; G-protein beta/gamma-subunit complex binding. Gene Ontology annotation, cellular component: heterotrimeric G-protein complex. Lineage: Eukaryota; Metazoa; Chordata; Actinopteri; Salmoniformes; Salmonidae. The transcript has 9 exons.